CGCUCCUGUGCGCAUGCGCGGAGCGAACGCUCACCUGUCGCACUUUAGCACACACUUCAUCCAUCAUCAAUGGGAAACCGCGCUAUAUUCCUUGUAAAUAACCCUCUUUGCUGCAUGUCAAAUGCCAUAGGGAUCUGUCACAACCUACGGACAUGUCCGAGAGUUCCUCUGGAGUGAACACCAGCAGUGAAAGUUUCCCCAAGUCUCACUCGCACUACUCGGAGUUAAGCGACACACACUCUCCGUUCUCUGUGGAACUGACUCCAGACUCUGGCAUCGUUGCCACACCAUUGCCGUCCAGCCGGUUCAGGUUUGCCUCGUGGCACUGGUUAGAGGAGCAUGAUGUCCGUGGAGACCAGCUGGCCUGUCCCAGAGUCAGAGAGGCAGGGCCUGCAGAAGACGAGCUGUCGGCUCACAGUGGAGAUUUCCUGCUCAGAGGAGGCCGGAGGAAGAGGAGAAAAGAUGAAGGACAGAAGUGGGAGGAGAGACUGCAGGAAAACUGGGAGAACUGUGUGGUGCUGAACUUGUCUUAUCAGGACCUGGGAGAUCCGUAUCAGCUGGAGAACUUCAUCCGCAUCCUGAGGAGACUGAUCCGGGUGGAGUGUCUACAGCUGGUGGAGAACGCACUGAGAGAUCUCAGCUCCGUCAGACUGCCAAGAUGUAAAAUCCUGAAUCUUCACCGGAACAAUUUGACGUCCUUUCGUCAGCUGCCAAAGGUUCCUGAGAUCCAGCACUUGUGCCUGUCUGAAAACAGUAUUUCCUCUCUGGGCGAGCUGACCCUGCUGAGGAGCUCGCCGCUACAAUCUCUGAGCCUCAAACGAAACCCCUGCCAGUUCCUGGAGGACUACCGCUCACGUGUGUUCUCCUGUUUGCCAAAUCUCCAAGUUCUGGAUGGCAUCCCAAAGCUACCGGAAGAUUCUGUGCCUCCAUCACCUGCGGCGUCCAGAUUUUGUACAAUUCUCUGACAGCGAAACAGCAAAGCCUGAAGCCAAGAUCUGACAGACGGAACUGAAAACGCUUCAAUAGUGCACUUGUAUAUAGUAGAAAACUCGUAACACAUGCAUUCAGAGCUGUACAUUUUUAUGAUUUAUUAAAGAUAUUUUUGUACCCGGC
Molecule: messenger RNA, 1113 nt
Organism: Danio rerio (zebrafish)
Lineage: Eukaryota; Metazoa; Chordata; Actinopteri; Cypriniformes; Danionidae
Source: RefSeq, a predicted model, not a curated record